Molecule: messenger RNA, 1209 nt
Organism: Setaria italica (foxtail millet)
Lineage: Eukaryota; Viridiplantae; Streptophyta; Magnoliopsida; Poales; Poaceae
Product: auxin-induced in root cultures protein 12
Exons: 1
Coding region: 93-881 (262 amino acids)
Source: RefSeq, a predicted model, not a curated record
CCUGCUCACACUCCCACACAGCUCCACUCCAAGAACAGCAAAGCCCACGCACACCGAAGCAGUGAGCGACCGCCAGCCAGCCCAAACCCCACAUGGCCGCCUCCGCAAUGCUGCUCCUGUUCCUCCUGCUGGCGUCGCCGGCGGCCACGCGGCUGGCCUCCGCCGCCUGCGCGAGCGAGAAGUUCCCGGCGGGGCGGGCGUACGCGACGUGCGAGGACCUCCCCAAGCUCGGCGCGUCGCUGCACUGGACCUACGACGCGUCCAAGAGCUCGCUCUCCGUGGCGUUCGUGGCCGCGCCGGCGGCGCCCGGCGGGUGGGUGGCGUGGGGGCUCAACCCGACCGGCGAGGGCAUGGCCGGCGCGCAGGCGCUUGUGGCGCUCAAGGGGUCCGGGUCCGGGGCCCCCACCGUGAAGACGUACAACAUCUCAGGCUACGGGCUGGGCGCGUCGUCCCCGCUCGAGUUCCCGGCCACCGAGCUCGCCGCGGACGCCGGCGGCAGCGGGGGCAUGAUCCGGGUGUACGGGAAGCUGCAGCUGCGCAAGGGGAUGAAGGCCGUGAACCAGGUGUGGCAGGUGGGGUCCUCCGUCACCGGCGGGGCACCCGACAAGCACGCGUUCGGGGCCGACAACCUCUCCGCCAAGGCCAAGCUCGUCCUCGCCGGCAGCAAGGCCGCCGCCGCGGGCUCCCCUUCCCUCUCGCCCGUCCCCGCGCCCGAGGCCGGCGGCCCGUCCGCGUCCGGCAGCGGCACCGACAGCGGCGCGGCGUCGUCCAUGGCGCCGUCCGCGGGGAAGAGCCCUAACGCCGCUGCGCUCACCGCGGCCGGUGUGUCCGCGCCGGCGCUCCUGAUGAUGGCGCUGGUGGGUUUCUUGGUGACGGUAUGAUGAUGGCGGUAGAUGGAUUCUACCAAGCAUCAUUCAUCAGCGAAGGUGGCGGCGGCGGUGGGCAGGAGAGGAAGUAUUGCGCUAUUUUUGCUGGGCUUUUUUUUGGCUGGGGGAGGAAAUAAACAUUGUUGCUGUACUUGUUGGUUGUUGAAUGUUGAGCUGUUGUUUGGUAGCAUUAGCAUAGCGAUUUACUGUAGUUGGAGACAUGUCAUUCAUCCGGUCACAUGGCCCUAGUUCUUUCUUGCCGCAGCGCUCUGUUUCUGAUGAAUCUCUGGGUGGUGGUGUUGUCGUUGUAGCAGCAGAGUUGUCUGCAGAUGAUGCAGUACAA